AGUCUACCAAAUGUAUAAUUCUGGUGCGCGUUCCCGAUCCCCUGUCCUCGCUCCCAAAAGCGUCUCCAGUUGCUGCGCUGGCAUCUGGCGCGCGACGCAUCAAACAAUCUCGGAGGCGUCACGUGAUCAACGAAAGAACUAUUCUUUGAAAAUGUGCAUUUAGAAAAGUCCUGCGCUUAUGACUGCUCUACAAAUCCACCAAACAUGGCUGAUAUGAAGAAAGGUUAUGUAUUUACUAAUGUAGCGCCUUUCAGCGAGCUGGAAAAGCUUUUCUGAAACAUGCACACGCAGUAGUGGAUUGCAGCAGCUUUAAUAGUGGAAGCAGAUGUUUGGAUCUGGUUGCAUUCCUGUCUUGUCAUUGCUCUGCUGGUACACCUUCAACUGGAAGUAUGCGGUCCUGGCUUUAUAUGGAGCAUAACUUUGGUCAAGUAAUAUCCUGUUUCUCCUGUUGUUUCGUGACAUCCAGGAUGACUGUGAAUUUACUAUGACUGUGAGAAAAUCCAAAUACUUUGGGAAGAGUAUGAGACUUCAACAGAAUUUCUUUGGAAGAAUAACACUGAAACCUGUCACACCAUGAGAAGGGUCUAUAUAAAGGGAGAUGUUCUUUGCUCCUUGAUUCUGCUGGUGCUUCUGUUAAUGCUGUUAUAUGCACAUCAAAGAAUAACGCCUGUAUGGGGGACUUUGCACAUUGAACAGGGGUCCACCUGGUCGAGACCCCUUCUCAGUGGAGCAUCAAUGGGACAUCAAACAAAGCCAGACCCUUCAAAAUAUCCAGUCAUACCUCCUUGCAAACCUGAGGUUCAGAUCAAGCCUAAAGCACAAGGACAAUCAAAGAUAAAAUCUCAAAAAGCACGUAGCAAAGCAAAGUCUAAAUUUCACCAGCCCUCAACAACAGCAAGUCUGCAACCAACACAUGCUUCCUUUGAUUUUGACGAUUACCUUCAAAAGAAAGACCAACGGGACUUCAAACUGCUAAUUGAUCAACCAACAAAGUGUUCUGGACCAGAAGGAGCCCCUUACAUGCUGAUCGCCAUAAAAUCAAUAGCAAUGGACUUCGACAAACGUCAGGUCGUUCGACGCACAUGGGGACAAGAAGCUGUGUCCCAGAAAAAUAUGAAUGUCAAGAGGGUUUUUCUUCUUGGUGUGCCCCAAAAUCAAACAGCGCUUCCAUUAUGGGACAAACUGUUGGAAUACGAGAGUCUGACUUUUAGCGAUAUCCUCCUAUGGGACUUUGAAGACACUUUCUUCAACUUGACACUAAAAGAAAUCCACUUCCUACAAUGGAUCAAUGUGAGCUGUCCCAAAGUGAAGUUUAUUUUUAAGGGUGAUGCAGAUGUUUAUGUGAACAUUGACAAUAUCCUGGAGAUGCUUGAGGGUCAAGAGAUCAGUAAGGAUCUUUUUGUUGGCGACAUCAUCGUCAAUGCCAAACCAAUACGCAGACGCAACAGUAAGUACUUUGUCCCAGAGUUUAUUUAUGGCCAAGGGAUCUACCCAUCUUAUGCGGGUGGAGGUGGCUUUGUCAUGUCAGGACAUACCGCACUGAAGCUCCACCUCGCCUGCCAAGAGGUGGAACUCUUCCCCAUUGAUGAUGUGUUCCUAGGCAUGUGUCUACUGAGGAUUGGCCUUCAGCCGACUCGUCACGAGGGCUUCCGCACCUUUGGAAUCAUAAGACCGUCUGCUGCACCCCACCUCCAGGUCUUCGACCCCUGCUUCUACAGAGAGCUGAUGGUGGUGCACAGCUUGACGGUCCCACAGAUCUGGCUCAUGUGGAGCCUUCUUCAUGACCCUAACCUUCAGUGUCAUCGCAGUCAGGAUCCCACCGUUUUUCCCUUUCAGUGGAGCAACAAGAUUGGGAAGACAGAUGAGAACAAGGCAAAGGAGAAGCUUAGGAACAACGACUAUGGGAUGAAAGUGUUUGUGGAACAUUAACUCCAAGAUAAUGAAUGUACCUUGAAAAUAAAACAUCAAACCAUGGCUGUGAGAAAAUCCCUUCCCUCAUUUUGAUUUAGUUAAAUCAUGGCCUUGUUUAAACUAAAUUGAGGUUAGUACAAAAUGGCCACAUUUUCACUAAAACGAAAUAACAAUUAAUCACAAAUUAUUAAGCUGUGGGAACAAAUUCUUAAAUUUUAACUACGUUUUAUUCAGUUGUUCCUUUAUUUUAGUUCAAUCGUGACCUCAGUUUAACAAUAACAAUGAGGCAAUGGAUUAGUACAACUUGGCCAUGAUUUAUCUAAAAUCAAGGGAUGAGUUGUUGGAACUAUUUCUUUAUUCAUGGCCAAAAUAUAUAGUUUUUCCCUGCAUAUCUUAUGCAGGCUUCCUUAUAUGAUUAAAGACUGCUCUUUUCUAUACAAAGUGUUGUCUAAUGGUCCUUGAUGGCCAUACUCUAAAAAGUGAUUUGUUUAUCACCUCUUAUGCUAUAUUCCAUGUUAUUUGAAGCAAUAAAGUAGCUUUGUGUGAGAUGUUUAAGAUCUCCUUCAAGCCAGAAAUUGGAAGUGAUCUGUGUUAACACACGCAAUAGCUGAAUGUAUAUGAACAUUUCAGGUUUGGAACAGCAUGAAGAUGAGUAAAUGAUUAUUUUAGGGUGAACUAUCCAUCUAAAAGAAAAAUGCAAAAUUAAAGAAAAAUAAAAC
Molecule: messenger RNA, 2630 nt
Organism: Carassius auratus (goldfish)
Lineage: Eukaryota; Metazoa; Chordata; Actinopteri; Cypriniformes; Cyprinidae
Gene: b3gnt9
Product: UDP-GlcNAc:betaGal beta-1,3-N-acetylglucosaminyltransferase 9
Exons: 3
Coding region: 574-1929 (451 amino acids)
Biological process (GO): protein O-linked glycosylation; poly-N-acetyllactosamine biosynthetic process
Cellular component (GO): Golgi membrane
Molecular function (GO): hexosyltransferase activity; UDP-glycosyltransferase activity
Source: RefSeq, a predicted model, not a curated record